UUUAUAAAAAAAAAAAAAAAAAAAAAACCAGGCGGGAGCGCAUGCAGAGUCAGUAUCUCAUAAAAACCCAAUUCAAUUCAGAUCUCUCUCUUUGACCAAAAAAAAAAAAAAUUCAGAUCUCUCUCGCUCUGGCCCUUUCAAUUUCUGUCGCUCUGGCCCUCUGUCUCUCGCACGCUGGCUUUGUGUCUCGUGCGGGCUCGCUCUUUUGCAAGCUGGCAUUCUGUCUCGUGCUGGCUCGCUCUCUCUCCCAGUCCCCUCCAGCUUCUCCUCUUCCAUUGCCAAGCAGAUUAACCAGUAGUCAGUAGCCUCUCUAUGGCAGGUGUCACCUACUUGAGCAGAGCAUGUGCAAAUCCCCAUUUUGACCAUUGAUUAAGUGUGCAGGAUGACCUUAACAGACAUUGUAGAUUUAUCUAGUGAUGAUGAACUUGGAGAGGUUGAUGUGAAACCUGUUAAGUUGGAGCCAGGUCUCGUUGGAAGAAAAUUGCAACAGAAUGAGAACAAUAAGGCUCUACUUGUGAAGCAUCAAAAGUCAAAAACACCAUGUGCAAUACGAGAAUCUGAAGAAAAUAGGAGCUCAAAUGCUCUAAGUACUGGUCACAGUAACUCUAGUAUAUUAGACCAAGGGCAGUCACCAGUGGAUGAUACUGGCCUUUCUUAUACAUCACCUUUAUCUCCAGCACCACUUUGUCGGCAGUUCUGGAAAGCUGGGAACUACAAUGAUGGCAUUGGUUCUAAAGUCACAAUUCAAAAUGGCAAAAACUAUCUACAUGUCCACCCAAUGUUCCUUCAUUCAAAUGCCACUUCACAUAAAUGGGCCUUUGGUGCCAUAGCAGAACUACUUGACAAUGCAGUUGAUGAGAUCCAAAAUGGGGCCACUUUUGUCAUUGUAGAUAAAACCUCAAAUCCAAGGGAUGGAAGUCCAGCAUUGUUAAUUCAAGAUAAUGGUAGUGGGAUGGACCCUGAAGCUAUGCGGCGCUGUAUGAGUUUUGGGUUUUCAGAUAAGAAAUCGAAAUCAGCCAUUGGACAAUAUGGAAAUGGCUUCAAGACCAGUACUAUGAGACUUGGUGCAGAUGUUAUUGUGUUCAGCCGUCACCAGGAUAAGAGGGUAUUGACUCAAAGCAUUGGUCUUCUCUCUUAUACAUUCUUGGCACGAACAGGCCAUGACAGAAUAGUAGUACCAAUGGUGGAUUAUGAAUUCAACACAUCAACUGAGACAUUAGAAAUAAUGCAUGGGACGGAACAUUUCAUGUCUAAUCUUUCCAUGCUGUUGCAGUGGUCCCCAUAUUCAACGGAGGCUGAUCUUCUGAAGCAGUUUAAUGACAUCGGAGCUCAUGGUACAAAGGUUAUUAUCUAUAAUUUAUGGUUCAAUGAUGACAGGAAUGUGGAGCUAGACUUUGAUACAGAUCCUGAGGAUAUUCGUAUUAGUGGGGAUACCAAAAAAGUUAACGCUUCAUCCAAAUGGAAGACAGUAAAUGAAGAGCACAUUGCUAACCGUUUCCAUUAUUCUCUUCGGGUAUACUUGUCCAUCUUAUACUUGCGGAUACCGGAAACCUUUCAAAUAGUACUUCGUGGACGAGUUGUUGAGCAUCAUAACAUUGCCAAUGAUCUCAAAUUUCCAGAAUUUAUCUUGUAUAAACCACAAAUGGGAGGUUCUGUGGAGGGUCAAGUUAUUACGACUAUUGGUUUUCUUAAAGAAGCUCCACAUGUCAGUUUCCAUGGCUUCAAUGUUUAUCACAAAAAUCGUCUAAUAUUGCCAUUUUGGCAGGUCGUGAGCUAUUUAGACAGUAGGGGUCGUGGGGUGGUUGGUGUUUUGGAAGCAAAUUUUGUUGAGCCGAGUCACAACAAACAAGAUUUUGAGAAAACUUCUCUUUUUCAGAAACUUGAAGCUCGUUUGAAGGAGAUGACAUGGGAAUACUGGGAUUAUCAUUGUGGGCUAAUUGGGUAUCAGGUAAAGAAAAAGCUUAUCCCACAAGUUUCAUCCAAUCGUACGCCACAUAGUGGUGUUCAACAACCUGUCACAUUGGGUCAAAGUUCCCCUGCUGUUGGUAGUAAAAAGGCAGCACUUGGAAGAUUUGAGCAAUUAAUACCCGACUCCCAAGUAGGAAGGAUGAAGAGAAAGGAGAAUGGUGAUAUUCCGCCAGUAAAAAAUGUGAAGGCCAAGCUGAUUGAUGGGAAAAGUCAGAAUGUACAGCUUGUGAAUCCUACUGGAAGCGAGCUGAAAGAUGAGGCUGUAAAUUUGAUGCAAGAGAACAAAAAGCUCCGGGCUAAAUGUUUGGAAUAUGAGAAGAGAGGGGAAGAAUUAAAUCUCAAGGUGACACGGCUUAGAAGUGAAAUAAAAGAGCUCAAUGACGAAUACUCUCGGAUGAUGUCCGAAUUAGAAUCUUUGGAGACUGUCAAGGAAGAAUCAGGUGUAUGAAUGCAUAUAUAGCGAGUGUUGUAUCAUUGAUUCUUUCAUUUGUAAAACAUUGUAUGCAUAGCUCCGCCUAGUCUACAGUUUUCGACCAUUAGGAUGAUAGGCAGAUGUGAUCAUCGAAUCUGAAAGCUGAGGUCCUGUGUUUUUUUUCCUUAUUUUUUGUUUUAAUUUCUCCGUCCUUUCCUUGUCAGUUUUCAUGGGCUCUUGUAAAUAAAAAAGUUGUAUUUAGUUUCACUAACAAUUUAGACCCUGCUAAUUUCACAAUUAGAAUGUAAGUAGUUACAGCUUAUCUGUCAACAAUAUUUACUUCUAUGCUUCCUAAUGUUUUCGCUGUUUGGAAAAGUAUUAGGAA
Prunus persica (peach) is the source of this 2765-nucleotide messenger RNA. RefSeq names its product protein MICRORCHIDIA 6. Gene Ontology annotation, cellular component: nucleus. Gene Ontology annotation, molecular function: ATP hydrolysis activity. The coding region runs from base 383 to 2416 and encodes 677 amino acids. Lineage: Eukaryota; Viridiplantae; Streptophyta; Magnoliopsida; Rosales; Rosaceae. The transcript has 21 exons. The record is from RefSeq and is a predicted model, not a curated record.